Messenger RNA from Neomonachus schauinslandi (Hawaiian monk seal), 2396 nucleotides. Its product is annotated as protein Daple-like. The transcript has a single exon. The record is from RefSeq and is a predicted model, not a curated record. Bases 188 to 1099 code for a protein of 303 amino acids. NCBI's taxonomy places the organism in Eukaryota, Metazoa, Chordata, Mammalia, Carnivora, Phocidae.
GGGGUGGGGGGAGGGCUGUCCCAGCACCGGCCUGGCCCUCAUGCCCAUCUCUCACUUCUUCCUCUCUUCCCCGUAGGACACCCCCAGUUGCCGGGAUGACCUGCUAAGUGAAUACUUCAGAAAGGCCAGUGAUCUCCCGGCCACUGGAGGCCAGCCAGGACCACCUACCAGGAAAGAAGGGGCCAAGAUGCCCACCAGCUUCGUGGCCCCUACCAUCAAGAUGGCCGUCAACACCUCUGAGGGGAAGCUGCUGAAGCCCGGGCAGUAUGUGAAACCAAACUUCAGACCCGCUGAGGCCGAGGCUCUGCCCAGUGCCCCCCCGAGACAGGUCCAGCCUCCCCAGAGCCUGUCUCUGGGCAGAACCCGGCAGGCCGCGAUGCCCCCGACGUCCCACACGCCUGCCAGCCGGAGCGCGUCCCUGAGCCGGGCCUUCAGCCUCGCCUCCGCCGACCUUCUCCGGGCCAGUGGGCCAGAGGCUUGCAAACAGGAAGCCCCUCAGAAGCUGGGGGGUCCUGACAGCUCAGGGGGCAGAGAAACGGGCAGCCAUGUCCUGCAAAGCCCCACACCCCCCAGCUCCCACAGCCUGGCCCGGGAGCGGACCCCACUUGUGGGAAAGACCGGCGGCUCUGGUCAGGGCCCAGCCCCCCGAAGCCGGCCCCCGGACAUGAGGCGCUUCUCACUGGCUCCCCCAAAGGAGGAGAGACUGGCCCCCCUGCAGCAGUCCGCCACGGCCCCAGCCAUCGCCACUGGGGGUGGCGGUCCCUGCAGCAGCAGCAGCAGCUCCCAGACCCAGCACUUCCCAGCGGCCGCAGCGCCGGCCACCAGGACCAAACCCCAGACGCCCCCGCACGCGGCAGAGGUGGCCACCAUUGCCCCUGUCCGGGGGCCGCUCAGCCUCUCAGAGGGUGAUGGGGUCCCACGGCAAGGCCACAGUGAGGGGCUCCCUGCCAAGAGCCCGGGUAGGUCUCCUGACUUGGCUCCCCACACGAGCCGGGCCCCUGAGGACUUCAGCCGCGGAAGUAGCUUGAAGAGCACGCCCGCGUGCCCCGAGCCUGGUGGGGACCAGCAGACGGUGUGGUAUGAGUACGGCUGCGUGUGACUCAUCUGGCCCGGCAGCUCCUGGGCCUUCAAACUACUGACUCACCUUCUAAUUAUGAUGGCCUUUUCUUCCGUCUGCCUGUGGUGCCGGGGAAGGGUUUUAGAAUGCGGACAGGGGUUCCUGGGCAUCUCUCCUGCUUGUUUUGUUCAUGGAAACACUGUGCCAAGCCCUAAGAGGAUUACACUCGUGUGUGUGUGUGUGUGUGCGCGCGUGUGCGUGUGCUGUAUCUGUAGCCUCCAGCAACUGCUAUCUUUUGAACAAAUCCACUUGAGCGUGGGGACACUCAGAGUACAGCGACGAAACUGAUCACAGAGUAGACACUAUUUGAGCGUGUUCCGGCAGAACACUCGUUUGCAACUUGUCGACCUCUCUUAAAGCACGCGUGUGUGUAUGUGCAUGUGUGCAAACACACAGGUUCACAUGGCCAAGCCCUCGUGGCUCUGGAAACUCCCUGCCCUCUUCCUAAAAGCCAUUUGAGCCUAGGAGAAGUCCAGACUGGCCAAACUACAAAGAACUUGCGGACCUUGGGGAGACCCCAGAAUGAGGAUUGCUGCUGAAAACCGGGAGUGUGGCCACGCCAUUCUUGGGGGUCCCAGGCAAUUCCCUUUUACUCCAGGGCCAAGGUCCCCUUCCAGGCUGGUGGCAGGUGGCCUCGGGCUUUGGCCACCCGCCUGCCGCCGGCUCCUGGAUUCUGCACGGUGGGCUCUGGGGGCCCCACAGAGACUUGCCUUCCCUGGCUCGCUCUUCUCCGAACACUGGAUCUGCUGGGGCUGGGGGCCGGGGCAGAGAGAAGCACCCGCCUCAGCCCCCUUGCAGCAAGCGUAUCGUGUACAGAGGGGAAGUGUGUGCGGGAGCGGGGUGCACGCCUGCCUAGUAACGUGGCUGCAACCUCUGCCCUUCCCCAAUCUCAGAUGAGAGAUUGAUUAUUUCUGAAUAACUUCUUGGGGUAGAAACCAAAUUUCUUUUAAUAUAUUACAUAUAUAUGUACACACUCCUGUGAAAUAUAUGUACUUUGAGGGGGAUCUAUUUAUGUUCCAUUGGGAGUCUCUCUUUUCUCUCAGGAAUCUUACCUGCUGCUUUGUGUAUUUGGUCAGAUUCCUGACAAACGUUUUGUUUUCUGUUUAGUAAAGGUGCUCUUUCUGGGAUGUACUAAACCUGGUGAUUUUUUUUUCUUUUGAUUUAAUAUACUGAGAAAGAAAUGGGACUGUUAACAAGAUCAGUUGUAGGAGUGCUUUGGGUUGUGUGUUAAGUAGCCAUUCAUUCUGGAACACGAGGACAGGAUGGUAAUAAAAUGAAA